This is a messenger RNA of Eimeria necatrix, 738 nucleotides long. Its product is annotated as proteasome subunit alpha type 7, putative. Lineage: Eukaryota; Apicomplexa; Conoidasida; Eucoccidiorida; Eimeriidae. Bases 1 to 738 code for a protein of 245 amino acids. The transcript has 6 exons. Gene Ontology annotation, cellular component: proteasome core complex; nucleus; proteasome core complex, alpha-subunit complex. The record is from RefSeq and is a predicted model, not a curated record. Gene Ontology annotation, biological process: ubiquitin-dependent protein catabolic process.
AUGAGCUAUGACAGAGCCAUCACCGUCUUCUCCCCCGACGGGCACCUCCUGCAGGUGGAGUACGCCAUCGAGGCCGUUAGGCGGGGCGGCUGCGUUGUGGGCGUGAGGGGAAAAGAUGCGGUGGUGCUUGCGGUGGAGAGGAAGGCAGCAGCGAAACUGCAAGAGCCCAGGACUAGCCGCAAAUUGCUUUUGCUUGACGACGGCCUGUGCUGCGCCUUUGCGGGACUACAUGCGGACGCGCGGGUGUUGAUAGCGAAGGCGCAGCUGGAGGGUCAGAGCUACCGGCUCAACAAUGACACACCACCUACAGCAGACUAUAUGGCCAGAUACAUUGCACAAGUGCAGCAGAAAUAUACUCAUAGAGGCGGUGUGCGGCCGUUUGGGUUAUCUACGCUGCUAGCUGGAGUGGACGGGGAGGGCAAGGUGGCUCUCUACCAAACUGAGCCCUCGGGCAUAUUUGCGCGAUGGAAGGCACAAGCCCUCGGCAGGAACUCAAAAACAGUGCAGGAGUACUUGGAGAAGAAUUACAAAGAAGACCUGAGCGAGGAGGAGGCUUUCUCUUUGGCGAUAAGAGCCCUCACUGAAGUUGUGGAAGCCGGCAAGAAGAAUGUAGAAUGCGCAAUUGUGCGCAAGCAUGCAGUUGAGUUUCUUCCAGAAGAGAAAAUCGCAGCAGAGGUGGAGCGACUCGAGGCUCAGAAGAAGUCUGCAGAAGAGGAGGUCAAGCCCUCCGACAGCUAA